Rotaria sp. Silwood2 is the source of this 723-nucleotide messenger RNA. The record is from the annotation of a GenBank genome assembly. NCBI's taxonomy places the organism in Eukaryota, Metazoa, Rotifera, Eurotatoria, Philodinida, Philodinidae.
AUGCCACGACCAAAAGGUAGUAAAAAAGAUAAGAAUAAAACAAAUAAAAUAAUUCAGAAAUCCUUAUCUCGUUCAUCUAUAUCAUCAUCUUUACUUUCUUCACAAACAUCAAUUCCAUUAUUAAAUAUAAAUUAUUCAAAUGAUAUUAUUAAUGAUGAUAUUAAUUGGAUAAAAACAUCAAUUAAUAGUAUAAUAAUAAAUAAAGGUGGUAGACCAAGAAAAAAAGAUGAUUUUAUUAAUAAUAUUGAUGAUAAUAUAAUAACAACAAAUAGUCCAAUAAGUUCAUCAAGUGAAAUAAAUGGUGGUCGAGUAGUUAUUAAUCCAGCUGUAUUACGUUAUCUUGAACAAAAUCGAAAUAUAAAUUAUUCAUCAAUAAUAAAUAAAACACAACAUAGAACAGAUGAAUAUUUUAAUAAAAAUACAUUAAUAAAUAUAAAUGAUGAAAAAGAUGAUCAUUUAUUUGAUGAUCUUUUGAAAAAUUUUCAUGUACAAGAAUCCAUAAUUCAUACUAAUAAUAAUAAUAAUAAUAAUAAUAAUACAUUUAUUCAUCCAUUAUUAUCAUCAACUAUGCUUUCAAAUCCACAAUCUAUAACAAUUAAUGAAUUUAUUGAACUUGAUAAACUUAUACAAGAUGAUCUAUUUUGGGAUUUUUGUACAUAUUCAACCGAUUAUUUAACAAGUGCUCGACUUGCUCAAUGGAUUCUUACGCAUCAUAAUUCCUGA